UUUCAGUAAAGUUUAUUUUUGGUUUAAAAUGUCUAUAGAAGUAAACGUAAUUUUCUUUUCUUUAAGGACACGUCAGAUUUCAGUUAAAGAUUUGUUAUUGUUAUAUGUUGAAGUAACCAGAGUUAGAAAGUAGAACAUUACGCUAUAGUAUUUUAGGAAAUGUAAGCGAUUUCAACAACAAUAUCGAGCAAUGGAUAUCCCUUAUAGAAAGAUUUUGAUAUAUGUUUUAACUUUCGUUGCCUACGCUUACACGGGUGUGGGAUCGAAUAUAUUACGAAAUCUAAAAGAUGCAGUUUUAUCAGCCGAAUCAGUGUUUGGGGACAUGUUUCGUAAUGUAAUAACAGUGGCUGAUAAAUUUCGUUCUUUGCAUGAUGUAUUCGAUGCGGCGGUGGAGGAGGAUUGUAUUUUUACUUGUCCUGGUGGACAGAAGCCAGUUCGCAACAAAAACCACAUACCUAAAUCCGAUGGAUGUGGUUCUUUAGGAUUUGAUAUAUCUUCAGAAUAUUUACCAAUUGAAGAGAUGACAAAAUGUUGUGACGCUCAUGACAUCUGUUACGACACUUGUAACAGUGGUAAAGAAAUAUGCGAUUUAGAAUUCAAGAGGUGUUUGUAUAAUUAUUGUGAAACAUACAAAACUGUAAACAUUGGAGGAGACGCUAUAACAAAAGGUUGUAAAGGUGCAGCAAAACUAUUAUUUACUGGCACUCUAACUCUUGGCUGUAAAUCAUAUUUGGAUGCCCAAAAGAAUGCAUGCUAUUGUCCUCCUACAAAGAACAACAAAUAUAAAAAAUAUACAACUGGCGAUGGAGAACUUUAAUUAUAAUUUUUGUCAUGGGUUUUUACUGUAGUAGUUACUACAGUUUAAAAAAAACAAAAACCUAUCUAUCCAAUGAACAUGUUUCUUAAGUUUUAACUGAAAAAUCCAAAUGUUCAGUUAAAAUGUAUGCUAAUGGCAUUAUUAGUUAGACUGUGCAUUUCUUGAUUUUGUUUUCAUUAUAACAAAACAGUCUGACCAUGUAGCACCUGUGCGGUUUCAACUUAAGGGGUGUAGCUGGCUUUAUGAAAUUUCUUAUAAAUGUAAGUCUUCAUUGGAUGUUGAUUAAUGUUUUUAGUAAAAAUGUGUUGUUAGGGGGAAUCCUCAUUAAGUCACUUGGAAACUUGUAUAGUAUUAAGCAACUUGUGAUGCUCUCAUUGUUUUGUUUAUUAUAAAAUACAAAAUUGUAUAUAACUUUAGUUUGUGUUUAU
Papilio polytes (common Mormon) is the source of this 1245-nucleotide messenger RNA. It is a transcript of the gene GXIVsPLA2, whose product is annotated as group XIIA secretory phospholipase A2. Gene Ontology annotation, molecular function: calcium ion binding; A2-type glycerophospholipase activity. The record is from RefSeq and is a predicted model, not a curated record. The coding region runs from base 191 to 817 and encodes 208 amino acids. Gene Ontology annotation, cellular component: extracellular region. Gene Ontology annotation, biological process: arachidonate secretion; lipid catabolic process; phospholipid metabolic process. NCBI's taxonomy places the organism in Eukaryota, Metazoa, Arthropoda, Insecta, Lepidoptera, Papilionidae. The transcript is spliced from 3 exons.